Molecule: messenger RNA, 1812 nt
Organism: Aspergillus mulundensis
Lineage: Eukaryota; Fungi; Ascomycota; Eurotiomycetes; Eurotiales; Aspergillaceae
Product: N-alkane-inducible cytochrome P450
Exons: 5
Coding region: 1-1812 (603 amino acids)
Cellular component (GO): mitochondrion
Molecular function (GO): oxidoreductase activity, acting on paired donors, with incorporation or reduction of molecular oxygen, reduced flavin or flavoprotein as one donor, and incorporation of one atom of oxygen; heme binding; iron ion binding
Source: RefSeq, a predicted model, not a curated record
AUGACCGUCGUUGAGUCGGUAAAGAGCGCCGUCGGGCUGGCUGAUACCCAGGCCACCCGCGAGGAGAUGUCUGCCGCCCGCCUCCCCCUCCAAUACCGUGAUUCCUGCGCACACCUGCUCAUUCCGCUGAACCGAUGCCGACAGCAAGAGUGGUACCUCCCUUGGAAGUGCGAGGACGAGAGACAUAGCUACGAAAAGUGCCAGUACGAAGAGUUCAAGAAGCGCGUUGCGAAGAUGGACGAACUCCGUGCUGCCAAGAACGCACCAAACUCUGUCGUUCAAACCUAUAUACCGGCUGUGAAGAUGCACUUUCUUCUGCUAAUUGCUGCACUGGCAAUUAUUGGCGCGGUGGCCACCAGACGUCUUAUCACUGAGCGUCAGUUUAGACGCCAGUAUGGCUGCCAGCCCAUUGCAAGAUCCUAUAGCAAAGAGCCCUUCCUGGGUCUCGACACUAUCCCCGACACAAUCCGCCAUGUUAGAAAGCACAAGAUCCUUGAACGAGGCUGCGAGAUUUUUCGCACCUACGGCAACACCUUCACCCUUAAGGAGCUGCAGCGAAGUGCAAUCAUGACCAUCGAGCCAGAAAAUAUCAAAGCUAUCCUCUCGCUCAAAUUCAAGGACUACGGCAUCAGUCACCGCCUCGAACCCUUCAAGCCUCUGCUGGGCGAAGGCAUUUUCGACACUGACGGCGAGCACUGGGCCUCGUCGCGCGCCCUUAUCAGGCCCAGCUUUGCGCGCGACCAAGUAGCCGAUUUGACGUCGUUGGAAGGCCUGAUCCAGGACCUCUUUGCUCUACUCCCGUGCGAUGGGAAGACAGUUGUGGACUUGCAGGACCUCUUUUUCCGGUACACCAUUGACUCUGCAACGGACUUUUUGUUUGGACAGUCGGUUGGGACUCUGAAGAAAAGCCAGUCCGAACUUGGAUUCGUCGAGGCAUUCAAUUAUGCGCAGAAAGCUGUUAUCAUGAGAGGCAUGCUAGGCCGGUUGAGUAUGUUUUACCGUGACCGAAAGGCCGAUGAUUCCUACCGUAUCUGCCGGAAUUUCGUCCAGCAGUUCGUCGACGAGGCAUUUUACGCAGCCGAGGUGAAAAAAGAACAGACAGGCAAGGAAGAGCCAUACCAGGAAGCGAAGCGCCAGAAGCGUAUCUUCUCGCAUGAGCUGGCAUGGCGGACAUCUGACAAGCGCCGCGUUCUAGACGAGCUGAUGAAUGUGCUUCUAGCCGGCCGUGAUACAACCGCCAGCCUACUAGGCAAUCUGUUUUUCAUGCUAGCCAAGAAUCCAGCAAUCUGGGAGAAACUGCGGAGCGAGGUAGCGUUCCUACAGGGCCGCACACCAACGUACGAGGAGCUGCGCUGCCUAAAAUAUGUCCAGAGCUGCGUGAAUGAGUCCCUCCGCCUCCACCCCGUCGUCCCCCGCAACCAGCGCGAAGCCCUAGUCGACACGGUCCUCCCGCUCGGCGGCGGCAAAGACGGUCUCUCGCCCGUCUUCGUGCCAAAGGGCACGAUGGUCUGCUACAAUGUCUACGUGAUGCACCGCCGAGUGGACUUCUACGGCCCAGACGCAGAGGAGUUCCGACCCGAGCGCUGGAUGGACGGCAAACUGCAGCCGCGCUGGGGGUACUUGCCCUUUAACGGCGGCCCGCGAAUCUGCAUCGGGCAGCGAUAUGCGCUUACGGAAGUUAGCUAUGUGCUUGUUCGGAUGGCACAGAAGUUUCGUAUCUUGCAGAGUAUGGAUCCUGGGCCCUGGGAAGAGGCGCUGGCUUUGACGCUUUGUUCGAGGAAUGGGGCGAGGGUUUGUCUUACGCCUGCUUAA